CAAUACUGACACGAUGACUUUAAUAACAGCGACAAUACGCUACAAAAAAGAAUCCAGAGUACUACAUCGAAAACACCGAAAAUUUAUUACGGAGCUCUACAUUAAAUAUAAAAUGAACUCGAAUAAUGGAACAUUUUGCAAACACAUUAAUUCAAAGAUUAUAACGGGAGGGCAACAAUGCCCAUAUUUUACGUCCGGCGUACAAGAAAACACGAACAGGUAGAUAUUUUGUAAGAGUAUUAUGAGAAAAUCAAAAAAAAAAAAAAAUUAAAAAGAGAUCAAGCUGGUUAUAUGAUGAGUGAAAGACGAAGAGAGGGGCAAAGAAACAACCAAUGGUGAAAAAACUAGGAGGAGCUUGAACGUUCCCCCACGUAUUCUCUUUAGGGUUUAACGCUCCGCCUCUGUGUGUGAACAAAAUACCUUUUACCGUCGGUUAUACAGGCCAGUCGUUACUCAAACUCAGUUUAGUAAAGAACAAACAGUGAACAGUGAAAGUGCUAUUUAAGUAUUUAUCAAAUCAUGUACGGAUUUAGUGCUAGCCCCAUGAUGGAAGAAUAUCAUCAGAGUCAUCAUCAACAACCCCCAGCACAAUCCAACAGCCCAAGUCCUGGUGUACCCGAUGCACACAUCAAAAGACCCAUGAAUGCAUUUAUGGUUUGGUCCAGAAUACAGCGCAGAAAAAUCGCUUUGGAUAAUCCCAAAAUGCACAAUUCAGAAAUUUCCAAAAGACUCGGCGCUGAAUGGAAAUUACUUACUGAAUCCGACAAAAGGCCUUUUAUCGAUGAAGCUAAAAGAUUACGUGCUUUACACAUGAAAGAACAUCCAGAUUAUAAAUACAGACCCAGAAGGAAACCCAAAGGUCCUUUACCGUCAGGAUUAAAACCUGGAAUGGGAUUUCCUACUUUACAAUUACCGUAUUUUCCACCUAUGGACAGUUUAAGCUCACCUUAUCCGUAUUUCAAUCCGGCUUUUGAUAUGUCCAGAAUGAGUGCAGUUCCAACGUAUUCUCCACAAGGAGACAAGGGUCAUCACCAGGUUCCAACUUCCCUGCAUUCUUCAUUAUAUUCGUCACUAUAUCAUCAUCAUCAACCGCCUACAACGAAAUCGUUUGCACAAGCACACCAUAUGGGAAUGUUUCCGUCGAUAUCCACAUCACUUCCAACACCUCCAAUGAUGUAUUCAGCAUCUUCUAGUCCAGCAUCAAGUACUGGAAGUGCGGACAUGGAGAUAAGAAGGCCGGUACCGGUGAUGUAUUAGUGAUUAUACACACAUAUAGUGACUUUUUUAGUGAUAAUUUAUCAAAAUUGGAUUUUUUGGUAUGUUCGAUUCUAUUUUCUAAAUUUGGUCAAUUUUUGUUUUGAUGGUAUUCUGCAAUAUUUAGGUUUUCCACGGUUAAUUUAUUUAUUGCAAAUGUUUAUUUUAAGUUAGCGUAUAAGUUAUGUUUCUGUGAUUGUACCAGAUUAUUAUAAUACUAUGCUGCGACUGAUUUUCCCAAUUUUUUUGUAAAAA
Molecule: messenger RNA, 1509 nt
Organism: Ceutorhynchus assimilis (cabbage seed weevil)
Lineage: Eukaryota; Metazoa; Arthropoda; Insecta; Coleoptera; Curculionidae
Source: the annotation of a GenBank genome assembly